AGCAUAAUUGAGCCUGGCUCGACUGUCCUUGGUGCUAACAAAGCUGGUUGGACUCUCCAUUCUGCUCUUCAUGCCGCCCGGUCAGAUGUCAAUUGUAUAAUCCAUAUUCACCUGCCUGACGUGAUUGCUGUUUCUUGUAUUCGUGCUGGUUUGCUUCCCUCUAGUCCCGAAGCAACAGAAUUACUUAACGAAUACGGAGUGCGCUAUCAUAAUUAUUAUGGAAUUUUAGUUGAUGAAAGUGAACGCGAAAGCAUUAAGAAAGAUUUAGGAUCAUCGGCUAAAGUUCUCUUUCUUCGCAACCAUGGUGUGGCCAUUGCUGCUGCUAGUAUACCGGAGGCUUGGUAUUUGGUCAAACGAGUGGUGGCUGCGUGCCAGACUCAGAUGCGUCUUCUUCAAUUAGGUAGCGGUGCUACUCUUAUGCAUGAACUGCAAUCCAGUUGGAAUUCUCGUCAUAAUGACCCCAGUCGACCUUUUGGUGAUCUUGUGAAUAACCAUCAUGCUGGCGACUGUGCCAACAAUCUGGACACUCUUGGGACUUCUGCUAGUUAUAAACAAAAUGACGAAACUGAAAAUGUCGAACCUGUAUGGAGUCCUGGAGAACUUGAAUUUGAAGCUCAAAUGCGAUUGCUCGAUAGCGCUGGCUACCGAACUGGUCAUAUAUACAGACAACCGAAUCUGUUGCGAAGGGCACCCACUGGGAUGGCCUGGCCACCCUCUGCUCAGGGUCUUCCGGCCGACCUGUCCCCAGGCGUUUUAGCUGACUUUGUUCAACAGCCUGGCUCAAUGUCGACUCCAAUGCCAACUAUGCUGUCAGAUAUAGAAGUUGCAAAUGCUGCUGGUGUUCAACAAAAGGCCAAGUGGGCACUAUUUUCAUGUGCUUAUCGUUUACAUCUCUUUUCAGCCGGGAUUUGA
Molecule: messenger RNA, 912 nt
Organism: Protopolystoma xenopodis
Lineage: Eukaryota; Metazoa; Platyhelminthes; Monogenea; Polystomatidea; Polystomatidae
Source: the annotation of a GenBank genome assembly